UUUGUGCUGCACAGCUUCAAGUGGCUCACAAACUGUGGGAGAACGCCAUACUUGCGACAUUCCAAGGCCCGUGGAGGCGCAUCUCUCUCCGCCAUCAGGAUGCCAAGCGAGCCGAGUGAGAGAGGCGAGGAGCAGGGUCAGAGCGGAUUCUCCACUCCGUCCACAGCGAGGGUCACGCCUGCAACGUCCACGGACAUCUCCAGAUCCGUCACGCCUGGAGUAUCAAAGCUUGCUGAUCACUCGAUUGCGCCAACGGAAGGUAACGCGGAGCUGGAAGCAUUCAGGCAGCAGUGGCGCAAAGAGGUUCAGAGCAGAACUGCAGGCGCCAGUCAGAGCGAGGCAACAGCGAGCUCGCCGAGUCCAGAUGGUCUGUCUAAGCAGAUCCCUUUGGGAAAGGCAGCAGAACAAUCGGAAGCUGCGGUGCUUAGCACUGCUCUCCCUGCGAAGGAGGCUCGCAGAACAGCCAAGGCAGCACAAUGUGCCCCAGACGCAGACCAAGGACGCGUGGCUGCAAAUUUGUCUCACCAUGAUGAGCUAGAUCGCUCUUUGAUCGAAGAGGAGGACGAAGAGGGGAGCUCUAGCCGCCCACAUUCUCCAUCCCUCGCUUCAGGCCUGCUGGGUGUGCCAGAAGCCGCCCAAGCACCAACAAUCUGGCGGCGAGAACCUCCUGCUGCGCAACUAGAUGAGGUCGAAGAUACCAUCGCCACUCAGAAGCCCGUAGCUCCCGAUCUGGCUGCGGCGAGGGCUAAGCGCGCCGCUGAGCAUGCCAAGCAGGAUGCUCAGGAUCUCAGCACUCCGGAUGGUCAAGCGCGUAUCGAGCAAGGUAUCAAGCUUUACGCGAAGGCGGUGGCAGCAGAGAAGCGAGGCAACAAUUCGCAGGCUAUUGAGCAUUACCGCAGAGCAUUCAAGCUACAUGAUGAUGUCGACCGCUUCUUCCAGAGAGGUGUUGUCUUGCUCUCCAAGGAUGCGAACGAGCAUGGCAUAGCGCAGCCAACAGAUGCUUUGCUUCAAACCAAGGAAGUGUCGGAUGCCGUGCGAUCUGCAGCGGACACCUCGACGUCGGAUGCAGUCAAGUCCUACGAGCGAGCCGCUUCAGCAUCCAUCAGCUCCAGACCCGAUGCGGCUCCCUCAGAUAGCACCACAAUGCCGCCUACCUUUGCGCAGAAGCGAGCUAAACGGGGACUGACGACUCAUGGCCGAAAGAUCGACUCGACAAACCCUACAACGCAGCUGCAGACAUCAGCCUCGCUAACACCAUCCGCAUCGAAAGCUUCGCCGGUUCCGUUAACGGAACUUCUGGAAAAGCUGGCGCUGGCUCCGCCGAAUGAGGAUGAGGAAGACGAGGCGGUCGAACCUUCUCUCAGGGCGCGGUUCACUCCCGCGGACGAGGAGGCACCUUCUCAUAUAUGCAGUGUGCCGGAUGAGGUGCUAUUGCACAUCAUUGCUCAACUUGCGGCGCCAAGUGGUAAGAGAGGCGCUCGAAUACCGGCUGUGCCAUCUGGAGAGCCUCCAAGCAAACGUGGUAUUGGAGUGGUCCUGGCUGGAGCGGACUGGUCCAGCGUCGAGCAGCUUGGUCGCGCGAGCGCGACGUUACGCCGCCUGACCUUCUCGCAAGGCGUCUGGAAAGAUAUCGUCAAGGCGACAUACUUUCCGCCUCAACUGCCCGAAGCUACUGACCAUGAUUCCCUGCUCGACAUGCACGGUGGGCGACACUGGCGAGAUGUAUUCGUGCAUCAACCCCGCCUGCGUCUGAACGGCGUCUACAUUGCCUCGUGUCGAUAUACGAGGCAAGGGCUGAACGCGGAGAACAGAUGGGUCAACGUUUUGCACCUUGUGGAGUUUUAUCGCUCAUUGCGCUUCUUGCCAGAUGGUCGAGCCCUUUCAUUGCUCACCACAGACGUUCCAGCCGAUACGGUUCGUCGUAUGGAGCCUGGACUUCGCUCCAAAGGAUUCGCGAUUGGUCGUUGGAAGCUCAUGCCGUACGGAUUAGCCGACGAUGAAGAAGAAGCAAGACCGCCCGGUCCCAAAGUCAUCAUCGAGGAUCUCAAGGACAGGUCUAUGGACAAGUACUGUUUCCGAGUCAUUUUGCUUUUGCGACAGACCAGCCUGGGCAAACACAAUCGACUUGAUCUGCUCGACUACGCAAGCGUCAACCUCCGCACAGCAGAAGUUUCGACCUUGAUGAACGCUUCCCAAAAACUCUCUUUCAGCUUUUCCGUCGUUCGCUCUUACGGCAUUUAAUGUCUCGUUGCUAUACGAGUUGAGAGUCGGACAGUGUAUUUGUACGAUCAAGUAGACUGGGAAUGCUACUUUGCAAGUUUUCGCAGACAUGCCCCUUUCGACUCAGUGCUAUCACCGGGGCUUUCUGAGGCUUCAGACCGGUAUCCGCACUCGAGAAUAUUCAGACGACUUUUGAUGUAUCGACACGCGCGGAC
This is a messenger RNA of Ceraceosorus guamensis, 2435 nucleotides long. RefSeq lists its product as hypothetical. Gene Ontology annotation, cellular component: SCF ubiquitin ligase complex. The transcript has 4 exons. Gene Ontology annotation, biological process: SCF-dependent proteasomal ubiquitin-dependent protein catabolic process. Gene Ontology annotation, molecular function: protein binding. The record is from RefSeq and is a predicted model, not a curated record. Bases 100 to 2241 code for a protein of 713 amino acids. NCBI's taxonomy places the organism in Eukaryota, Fungi, Basidiomycota, Exobasidiomycetes, Ceraceosorales, Ceraceosoraceae.